CCAUCUAUUGGAUUCUACAAUCCAUAUAAAUUGAAGCAUAUGAUGGGCUAUGUUUGACAGUAUCUUCUAGAAAUUGGUUGUCAAACAGUGCACAGCAAUAGUGUUUGCUUCACAAGUCAAUCCAUACAGCAAAAAUGGGUCUUCACUUUGGUAAUUUGUGGAAGUACUAUGGUAUGAUUACAUACACUAUAUCGCCGUUUGAGCAAAAGGCAUUGAAAGGCGUAAUUAACCCAGGCUUUCUUAAUACAUGCCGUCGAAUCGCCGAAAAUGUGCCAUACAUGGGUCCACCCGCUCUUCUUAGUUACUUGGUCUACGAAUGGGGAGAGCAUGAAAACCAUUUAACACAUCGCAAAAAUCCAGCUGAUUACGAAAACGAUCAAUAAGCUUGUAUUUACGGCGCGCUGGGGAUGUUUGUCCAAAAUGAAAUAUUCUGAUGUAAAAAAAAUGGAAUGAAAUAAAUUGAACGUAGAGAAUUAAAAAGAAAACAAA
Contarinia nasturtii (swede midge) is the source of this 489-nucleotide messenger RNA. RefSeq names its product cytochrome b-c1 complex subunit 8 (gene UQCR-Q). The coding region runs from base 135 to 383 and encodes 82 amino acids. Lineage: Eukaryota; Metazoa; Arthropoda; Insecta; Diptera; Cecidomyiidae. Gene Ontology annotation, biological process: mitochondrial electron transport, ubiquinol to cytochrome c. The transcript has 3 exons. The record is from RefSeq and is a predicted model, not a curated record.